CAUGUUGGUGAUUGUCUCAUCUAUGGUGUGUGCGGCCUUGAGCAGUAUGAUCUUAGGGACUUUUAUGUGCGUUCUUGUGAUAUUAUCUCGAAAGCUCCAAAUAAAUCCGGAUAAUAUCGCAUGCCCAAUGGCCUCGUCACUUGGAGAUUUGCUUACAUUAAUUAUUCUCGCGGUUUGUGGUGAAUUUCUUUUGCAAUAUCUUCAUAGCUGGACUAGCACCAUAGUUUUCUUUGUUCUAAUGGUCAGCAUACCUUUAUGGACGUGUAUGGUUCGUACUAAUAAAUAUGUACGAGAUUUAUUGGUGAAUGGAUGGACACCCCUGUUUGUCGCUAUGAUUAUUGCAAGCAUAGCCGGCUUGAUUCUAGAAGAAUACAUUGAAGAAUAUAAUGGACUUGCACUUUUAACGCCUGUUCUUAGUGGUAUCGCUGGUAACAUUGGAUCCAUAUACGCAUCAAGGAUAUCCACCCACCUUCAUGGUGGUGGGGAAGAAUCUUAUCGCCGAUCCGAAUUAAUAUUAUUUCUGAUUCACAUCCCGGUUGAACUCUUGUUUUUAAUAUCCGCUUCGUGGUUUGAC
This is a messenger RNA of Acaulospora morrowiae, 574 nucleotides long. Lineage: Eukaryota; Fungi; Glomeromycota; Glomeromycetes; Diversisporales; Acaulosporaceae. The record is from the annotation of a GenBank genome assembly.